GUAGCGUACGUCAUUCAUUGCCAACAGAUUGAUAUUUCUUCGCAUAGUUUAGCUCUUCAUAGUAAAAAUCGUCAAUUUUAACGACGAAACGUGAUAAAAAACGUGCGAAUUAUUGUGAUAAUUUCCUUUAUUGUUAGUAAUUCUAGUUCAAUUUUAAUAAAUUAAAAAUGUUUAUCUUGGAUUGGUUCACUGGUGUCCUAGGAUUUUUGGGAUUGUGGAAGAAAUCAGGCAAAUUACUGUUCCUGGGUCUAGACAAUGCGGGUAAAACAACACUCCUGCACAUGCUGAAGGAUGACAGAUUGGCACAGCAUGUGCCCACACUUCAUCCCACAUCGGAGGAGCUGUCGAUAGGCAGCAUGCGGUUUACGACAUUUGACUUGGGCGGGCAUCAACAGGCGCGCCGCGUGUGGCGCGACUACUUCCCGGCGGUGGACGCCAUCGUGUUCCUGGUGGACGCGUGCGACCGCGCACGCCUUCCCGAGUCGAAGACUGAGCUUGAUUCUCUGCUCACUGACGACACACUCAGCAACUGCCCCGUCCUAAUCCUCGGCAACAAGAUCGACAAACCAGGCGCAGCCAGCGAAGACGAACUUAGACAAUUCUUCAACCUUUACCAACAGACCACCGGCAAGGGCAAGGUAUCGCGGUCGGAGCUGCCGGGGCGGCCGUUGGAGCUGUUCAUGUGCUCGGUGCUGAAGCGGCAGGGCUACGGCGAGGGCUUCCGCUGGCUCGCGCAGUACAUCGACUGAACACAGCCCGCACACACAACACGCGGCUCGCUUAUAAUCGUAUGCUUUUUAUCAUUCAACUCCCGACGUAGCCGUCUUCGUAUUUUAAAUUUUGCUUUGAAAGUCCUUCUAAUUUAACUAUACAUAAAUCUGAAGAUAUUUACAAUGUCUUGUAAAAUAUUCCAUCUAUGUAUGACACAGUUUAUUUAAGUAAAAACGUAAUAUUUUGUUAUAUUUCUUUUACUAGCAUGUUAAGGAUCGGCUACGUUUAAGAAAUGGUAGCGAACGCGCCCGUUUGUAAGCAGCCUAGCGUUCGCUUACUAGUAAUGCGUUGUCUUAAGAGGCUCCCCUAUAUAUGUUAGUAUUCAGCUGCCACAUAUCUACAAUAAUUUUUCAAGCAUAAAUCAUAAGUCAUGUUGUUCUAAAAUAUAAAUAAAUAUGUAAUAUGCUUGUUCUUUAUUCGGCCGUGGAAUACCAUUCUAAGUGUUUUGAAAUUCAAAGUACAAAAUAUCACGCAAAUUGACAUCUCAUAAAGCCGUCAAAAUUAGGCAGAAGAGACAAUAAUUGUAAUUGCCACGUCUAUUCUAAGCGUUGUUUGUAAAGUAUUUGUACUUAUGUAAUAAACAUUUGUUUACAUAGAAUACUUAUAUAUCUAGUUUUGUUAUGUACUUAGGAACAGUACAAAUGUCAUAAAAUGGAGCUUGUUGAGACCUGAGCAUUACUAGAUAGCGACGUAUAAAAGCAGUUUAACAACAUCCACUGCGAAUAGUUUAAGCUAAUGGUUAAUUUGAGGUUCCGAUACAAUAUUAAAUUACAACUUAAACCAAUACUUCUUUUUAUAUUACAAGGUGGCAAACGAGCGAGCGGCCACCUGAAAUCGCUGAAAUAGCGAAGUGACCUGUUGCCCAUAGACAUACGCAAUUGCAUAUGCUUCGGAGGAAAGGAUGCACAGAAUGAAAAUAUUUUUCCUUACCAUGCAUCCUCUCAUCCGGAAAGUCCACUUCCACUUCUCAUCCUUUCCUUAUAAGAAAAAGGGUGGUAAGGGAAAGAGGACUAAAUUAGACCUUUGGGACACACAUUUAUUACAUUUAUUGUAAAGAAAGAUAAAAUGCAAAAUAUUAAAUGUCAAUCCAUAAAAAGAUACUUGUUAUCAUGUUGUAAAGAUUAGUUUUAUUAUGAAUAUCAAGAAAUUGGGAACCUCAUUUAGAACUAUAACCCAUUGGGUUACGCAACUCCACAAAUAAAAGGAAUGUUAUUCCUUCAUUAAUAUUAUGAAUUUUUAAUUUUUGUUUGCAAUCAAGGUAAAGGUGCAACUCCAUGGCCGUUAUAAAAAGAAUUUCUGUCUCCAAAGCUGACUUUGUCUGUUAGUUUCAAAUAUUUAUUGACAUU
Molecule: messenger RNA, 2117 nt
Organism: Papilio xuthus (Asian swallowtail)
Lineage: Eukaryota; Metazoa; Arthropoda; Insecta; Lepidoptera; Papilionidae
Gene: Sar1
Product: Secretion-associated Ras-related 1
Exons: 5
Coding region: 168-749 (193 amino acids)
Biological process (GO): intracellular protein transport
Molecular function (GO): GTP binding; GTPase activity
Source: RefSeq, a predicted model, not a curated record